AUGGGAGUUGUAUUGUCAAGUAAGAUUAGACAUAUUUGUUCUCCUUAUGAUGAACCAUCAGCUAGAAUAAUAAUUAUUGGUCUUAAUUCUGCUGGUAAAACAACAUUAGUUCAACGAUUUAAAAAUUUAGUUGAUUUACAAUUAAAUAUACAUGCAUCUUUUAUUGAACAUAUUAAAACAGAACCAACAUUUGUCUAUCAAAUUGAAACUGUUCAUCCACGUCUUGCACCAUUAGCAUUUAAUAUAUGGGAUUUAGGUGGACAAGAAAAAACAAGAGAAUUAUGGAGAUUUUAUUUAACGGGUAUUCAAGGUGUGGUGUUUGUUAUUGAUUGUCAUGAUGAACAACGAAUACAACUUGCAAGAAACGAACUUUUAGAUUUAUCGAAAAAAUUAGGUCGAUCAUCUACUAUUCCAAUCGUUAUUGCUGCUAAUAAACAAGAUCUAUCACACUCAUUAAGAAAAGAAGAACUUAUUAAAAAAUUAUCAUUAACAAAAAUACAAUCUAAUGAAUGGAAAAUAUUUGAAAUGAGUGCACAUACUGGAGGUGGUGUUAUGGAAAUGUUUUCUUAUCUAUCAGAAAUUAUUCAUAAUCAUCAGUAA
Rotaria sordida is the source of this 600-nucleotide messenger RNA. The record is from the annotation of a GenBank genome assembly. NCBI's taxonomy places the organism in Eukaryota, Metazoa, Rotifera, Eurotatoria, Philodinida, Philodinidae.